UCCCCUAAGUUUGGUAUCAUCAUAUAUCACAUCAACAAAUCCUCUCAAAAUUGGAAUUUUUUUAUUUUCUUACCCCCCCCCCAAAAAAAUAAAUUUCCAUCUCAAUAAACUCAAAGGAAAAUUCAGGUAGUGGCCCCACAAGUAGGCACAAAAUUUACAGAAAACGCUCUAAAUGUGGCAAAAAGGGUCAUGCAACAGUGUAGACUUUGCCAUGCAGACUUACCGUUUCUAGUCUUUUCUCUCUCUCUUUCUCCAAUUGGACAAAAGAGUUGUUUUUAAUCUCUUCUCACGCCUCUUUAUCUCCUUCUUUCUCCUCUUUCUCUCUCCAUUUUUAGCAACCCUUUCAAUUUUUUUCUAAGUUUAGAACACAGAGAAAAUUACUAAAAAGGAAGGUUCUUUUUAUUUUUUUCUCUCUCAAAAAAAAAAAAAAACAGGGGAAAAAACAGGGUUUUUUUUUCAUAGAAAGAAGUUGUCUUUAUAUAUAUAAUCCUUCAUUUUUUUUAGGGUUUUUCAUCAAAUUGUUUUCUGGGUUUUUCUGGGUUUUUGUUGAAUUGAAAUGGGUCGUGGUAAGAUUGAGAUUAAGAAGAUUGAAAAUGCAAAUAGCAGACAAGUUACAUUCUCUAAACGUCGUUCUGGGUUGCUUAAAAAAGCUCAUGAACUUUCUGUUCUUUGUGAUGCUGAAGUUGCUGUUAUUAUAUUUUCUAGCACUGGAAGACUCUUUGAGUUCUCAAACUCUAGCAUGAAACGAACACUUGCAAGGUACAAAAAUGCUCUGGAGACUUCUGAUGUAGUAAUUGGGAAACCAAAGCUAGAGAUCGAAGAUUUUAAGGAGAUUGAUAGUCUGAAAGAUGAGAUAGCAAAGCUCCAAGUGAAACAAACGAGGCUGCUGGGUAAAGACUUGUCAGGCUUAAACAUGAAAGAACUACAGCAGCUGGAGAAGCAACUGAAUGAAGCUCUGCUGUCUGUGAAAGCUAAGAAGGACCAAUUGCUGAUGGAACAACUAGAGCAUUCACGCAUACAGAGGGCAUUGCUAGAGAACGAGACUUUGCGGAGACAGAUUGCAGAGCUUAGAGGCUUUAUGACACCAUCUGAACGCCCGGAACCUAUGUAUCUCGAGUACUAUCCCAUAGAAACAAAGGUUUCUUUUGAGAGAAAUGCUACUUCAGGUUCUGAUGCAGUCUGCAACAGUAGUGGACCCGACAAAACAGAUUCGGAUAUUACCUUACACCUAGGGCCACCAUGUGAUACCAUUAGAAAGAGAAAAGCAACUGAGAGUGACUGUGGAAGUCCGCCAGCUUCUCUCUGAUUAUCCUUCUUUUGCCUCAUUGCUAGCUGCUGUUCAAAUUGGCACCAGAAAUAGCAGAUUUUGAUAAUAUCAUAGGCAAAAGGAUAUGUACGGCUGGAUCAUUGAGUACUUGACCUUAUAUACUGAAUAAGUUGUAAAUAUUAGCUAACUAAUUAAGUACUUGCACUAUCGAAUAGCCUACUCCUCUUCAGGCAAUAGCUAUCUGUAAUAGUAUACACAAGGAGCUUUAUCUUAGCCUAUGUGAUUUGGUAGAAUGUUGCUAAAUCUGUUUUCGGCGAACCACAAAAAACCAAGAACACCAGAAUUUUUGUGGAUAGAGGCUAUAGCUGUCACAUUGGGUGUUGGACUUGGGGACAGUCAAUUAGCUGGUUAGUCAUGUAGACCAUCUCUAGUCGAGUUACUUUUCGAUAGCUCUAUUGUGGAAUAAGAUGGUUAAUGUAAAUCCUAUAAUUUGAUAGGUGUGAGACUUGAACCCUUGGGACAUGAACUCUCGAACCAGGAAAUAAGCUCUAAGCCUCCUUAGGCAAUGCUAAAAUGUAUGCUUUCCACCAAGUCCAUCCGAGCUACGCUAGAGUGUACAUUUGCAUUCAUGCAUUCUAUGGGAAAUGUAUUCUGCAAUCCAAAUUACAGCAAGUUAUCUGUACUGAUAUGGAGAAUGAAAACAAUAUGCAAUUAUUUUAACAUGAACCCUCUUUUAUAGACGCAAAUAAGUACAUGCACCCAAGUGUAUGUGGAGCAUAUAUACAUUUUCAUACAAUCUACAGUUCUACACUACAACACACAAUAGAAUUCGAUCUCUACCUAUUGCCUUUUGAGGCAAUCAAUGAACUCCACUCUCUAAUUUAAUACAUAAGAGAACAAGAAAUUGCAUCUUUGCAAUUGAAAUUUACAUUACUAAUCUAUAUACAUAGUAAGAAAAACAUAAACUAUACAAUUCUCUUAAACAUAACAUACUUCUUUAUUCAAAUUUUUAGCUACUAAUUGCCUCUUGGAAGCCUAAGACAAUCAAUUAACUGACUUCUCCUAGACAAUACCUCAGAAAACAAGCAAUUAACCUCUUUGUUCACCAUUUCCAACAAAUUCUCAAGUUCAUCCAACAUCUUCUUCAAUUCCUCUGCUACAAACUCAUAUUUGUAAUUCUUCUUUUCUUCUACUAAACCAGCUUCAAUCUUUUUUACAGCUUCAUUAACUUCAUCAACCUCCUUAACCAACAAUUUCUCACUAAAA
Molecule: messenger RNA, 2533 nt
Organism: Beta vulgaris subsp. vulgaris (sugar beet)
Lineage: Eukaryota; Viridiplantae; Streptophyta; Magnoliopsida; Caryophyllales; Amaranthaceae
Product: agamous-like MADS-box protein AGL15
Exons: 8
Coding region: 557-1306 (249 amino acids)
Biological process (GO): positive regulation of transcription by RNA polymerase II
Cellular component (GO): nucleus
Molecular function (GO): RNA polymerase II cis-regulatory region sequence-specific DNA binding; protein dimerization activity; DNA-binding transcription factor activity, RNA polymerase II-specific
Source: RefSeq, a predicted model, not a curated record